CCGCCCGCCCGGACCCGCGCCGGCGCCUGCUCGGCCCGGCGGCCCGGCGCCAUGACGUCCAUCCACUUUGUCGUGCACCCGCUGCCGGGCACCGAGGACCAGCUCAAUGACAGGUUACGAGAAGUUUCAGAGAAACUGAACAAAUAUAAUUUAAACAGUCACCCCCCUUUGAGUGUAUUGGAGCAGGCCACUAUUAAACAGUGUGUGGUGGGACCAAAUCACGCCGCCUUUCUUCUUGAGGACGGUAGAGUUUGCAGGAUUGGUUUUUCAGUACAGCCAGACAGAUUGGAAUUGGGUAAACCUGAUAAUAACGACGGGUCAAAGUUGAACAGCAACUCCGGGGCGGGGAGGACCUCGAGGCCUGGCAGGACAAGUGACUCCCCGUGGUUUCUCUCAGGGUCUGAGACUCUGGGCCGGCUGGCAGGCAAUACCCUGGGAAGCCGCUGGAGUUCCGGAGUGGGUGGAAGUGGAGGAGGGUCCUCUGGCAGGUCGUCAGCUGGCGCCCGGGACUCAAGACGACAGACUCGCGUCAUCCGGACAGGACGUGACCGGGGCUCAGGGCUUCUGGGCAGCCAGCCGCAGCCGGUCAUCCCGGCCUCCGUCAUUCCGGAGGAGCUGAUCUCACAGGCCCAGGUUGUUCUACAAGGCAAAUCUAGAAGUGUCAUUAUUCGAGAGCUUCAGCGAACAAAUCUUGACGUAAACCUUGCUGUAAAUAAUUUACUUAGCCGGGAUGACGAAGAUGGAGACGACGGGGAUGACACAGCCAGCGAGUCAUAUUUGCCUGGAGAGGAUCUCAUGUCCCUUCUUGAUGCUGACAUUCAUUCUGCCCACCCAAGUGUCAUUAUUGAUGCGGAUGCCAUGUUCUCUGAGGACAUCAGCUAUUUUGGUUAUCCUUCUUUUCGUCGUUCAUCACUUUCCAGGCUAGGCUCUUCUCGAGUUCUCCUUCUUCCCUUAGAGAGAGACUCUGAGCUGUUGCGUGAACGUGAGUCCGUUUUACGUUUACGUGAGAGAAGGUGGCUUGAUGGAGCCUCGUUUGAUAAUGAAAGGGGCUCUACCAGCAAAGAAGGAGAGCCCAGCUUGGACAAGAAGAACACACCCGUCCAAAGCCCAGUGUCGCUAGGUGAAGAUCUGCAGUGGUGGCCUGAUAAGGACGGAACAAAAUUCAUCUGCAUUGGGGCCCUGUAUUCUGAGCUGCUGGCUGUGAGCAGCAAAGGGGAGCUUUACCAGUGGAAGUGGAGUGAAUCGGAGCCCUACAGAAACGCCCAGAAUCCUUCAUUACAUCAUCCAAGAGCAACAUUUUUGGGGUUAACCAAUGAAAAGAUAGUCCUCCUGUCUGCAAAUAGCAUAAGAGCAACUGUAGCUACAGAAAAUAACAAGGUUGCUACGUGGGUGGAUGAAACUUUAAGUUCUGUGGCUUCUAAAUUAGAGCACACUGCACAGACUUACUCUGAACUCCAAGGAGAGCGAAUAAUUUCUUUGCAUUGCUGCGCCCUUUAUACCUGUGCCCAGCUGGAGAACAGUUUGUACUGGUGGGGUGUAGUCCCUUUUAGUCAAAGAAAAAAAAUGUUAGAGAAAGCUAGAGCAAAGAAUAAAAAGCCCAAAUCCAGUGCUGGUAUUUCCUCCAUGCCGAACAUCACCGUUGGUACCCAGGUAUGCUUAAGAAAUAACCCUCUUUAUCAUGCUGGUGCAGUGGCAUUUUCGAUCAGUGCUGGCAUCCCAAAAGUGGGUGUCUUAAUGGAGUCAGUGUGGAAUAUGAAUGACAGCUGUCGAUUCCAACUCAGGUCUCCUGAGAGCCUGAAAAGCAUGGAAAAGCCUGGGAAAGCUGCUGAAGCCAAGCCUGAGAGCAAACAGGAGCCUGUGAAGACAGAGAUGGGCCCCCCUCCGUCACCGGCGUCCACCUGCAGCGACGCAUCCUCCAUCGCUAGCAGUGCAUCCGUGCCAUACAAACGACGUCGGUCAACCCCUGCCCCGAAGGAAGAGGAAAAGGUGAAUGAAGAGCAGUGGUCUCUUCGGGAAGUGGUGUUUGUAGAAGACGUUAAGAAUGUUCCCGUCGGCAAGGUGCUAAAAGUGGAUGGGGCCUAUGUCGCGGUUAAGUUCCCAGGAACGUCCAGCUGUCAGAGCAGCUCUGGCCCUGACGCGGACCCGUCUUCGCUCCUGCAGGACUGCAGGCUGUUGAGAAUCGACGAGCUGCAGGUUGUCAAAACUGGUGGAACCCCGAAAGUUCCAGACUGUUUUCAGAGGACACCUAAAAAGCUUUGUAUCCCCGAAAAAACAGAAAUAUUAGCAGUAAAUGUAGAUUCUAAAGGUGUACAUGCUGUUUUGAAGACUGGAAACUGGGUGCGCUACUGUAUCUUUGAUCUUGCGACAGGAAAAGCUGAACAGGAAAAUAAUUUUCCUACCAGCAGCAUUGCUUUCCUUGGUCAGGAUGAGAGGAACGUGGCCAUUUUCACUGCUGGGCAGGAAUCCCCUAUCAUUCUCCGAGAUGGAAAUGGUACCAUCUACCCAAUGGCCAAGGACUGCAUGGGAGGAAUAAGGGAUCCUGACUGGCUAGAUCUCCCACCCAUUAGCAGUCUUGGGAUGGGUGUGCAUUCUUUAGUAAACCUUCCUGCUAAUUCAACAAUCAAAAAGAAAGCUGCUAUUAUCAUCAUGGCUGUAGAGAAACAAACCCUGAUGCAGCACAUCCUGCGCUGUGACUACGAGGCCUGUCGCCAGUACCUCAUGAAUCUUGAGCAGGCGGUGGUUUUAGACCAGAACCUGCAGGUGCUGCAGACAUUCAUCAGCCACCGCUGCGACGGGAACCGGAAUAUUUUGCAUGCUUGCGUGUCCGUUUGCUUUCCAACCAGCAAUAAGGAAACUAAAGAAGAAGAGGAAGCAGAACGCUCUGAAAGAAAUACAUUUGCAGAAAGGCUUUCUGCUGUUGAGGCCAUUGCAAAUGCAAUAUCAGUUGUCUCAAGCAAUGGCCCAGGUAAUCGGGCUGGAUCAUCAAGUAGUCGAAGCUUGAGGUUGCGGGAGAUGAUGAGGCGCUCCUUGAGGGCCGCCGGCUUGGGGAGACACGAGGCUGGCGCUUCGUCCAGUGACCACCAGGACCCAGUCUCACCCCCAAUCGCACCCCCUAGCUGGGUUCCUGACCCCCCUGCAAUGGAUCCUGAUGGUGACAUUGAUUUUAUCCUGGCCCCCGCUGUGGGAUCUCUUACCACAGCAGCGACUGGCAGCGGCCAAGGACCGAGCACCUCCACCAUUCCAGGUCCUUCCACAGAGCCUUCGGUAGUAGAAUCCAAGGAUCGAAAGGCGAAUGCCCAUUUUAUAUUAAAAUUGUUAUGUGACAGUGUGGUUCUGCAACCCUAUCUACGAGAACUCCUUUCUGCAAAGGAUGCUAGAGGGAUGACCCCAUUUAUGUCAGCGGUAAGUGGACGAGCUUAUCCUGCUGCAAUUACCAUCCUGGAGACAGCCCAGAAAAUCGCUAAAGCUGAAGUGUCCUCGAGUGAAAAAGAGGAAGAUGUGUUCAUGGGCAUGGUUUGCCCGUCAGGUACCAACCCCGACGACUCUCCCCUGUACGUCCUGUGCUGUAAUGACACCUGCAGCUUCACCUGGACUGGAGCAGAGCACAUUAACCAGGAUAUUUUUGAGUGUCGAACUUGCGGUUUGCUGGAAUCACUGUGUUGUUGUACGGAAUGUGCAAGGGUUUGUCAUAAAGGUCAUGAUUGCAAACUCAAACGGACCUCACCAACAGCCUAUUGUGAUUGUUGGGAGAAAUGCAAAUGUAAAACUCUAAUUGCGGGACAGAAAUCUGCUCGUCUUGAUUUACUCUAUCGCCUGCUCACUGCUACUAAUCUGGUCACUCUUCCAAACAGCAGGGGCGAACACCUGCUGCUGUUUCUAGUGCAGACCGUGGCGCGGCAGACCGUGGAGCACUGCCAGUACCGCCCGCCGCGCAUCAGGGAGGACAGAAACCGCAAGACAGCCAGUCCCGAAGAUUCAGACAUGCCCGAUCAUGAUUUAGAGCCUCCAAGGUUUGCCCAGCUUGCGCUCGAGCGCGUUCUACAGGACUGGAAUGCCUUGAAAUCUAUGAUUAUGUUUGGGUCACAGGAGAAUAAGGAUCCCCUAAGCGCCAGUAGCAGGAUAGGCCAUCUCUUGCCAGAAGAACAGGUGUACCUCAACCAGCAAAGUGGCACGAUCCGGCUGGACUGCUUCACCCACUGCCUUAUCGUCAAGUGCACAGCGGAUAUUUUGCUUUUAGAUACUCUGCUAGGUACCUUAGUGAAAGAACUCCAAAACAAAUACACACCUGGACGUCGAGAAGAAGCCAUUGCUGUGACCAUGAGGUUUCUACGCUCAGUGGCAAGAGUUUUUGUGAUUCUUAGUGUGGAAAUGGCUUCAUCCAAAAAGAAAAACAACUUUAUUCCACAGCCAAUUGGAAAAUGCAAGCGUGUGUUCCAAGCGCUGCUGCCUUAUGCCGUAGAGGAGUUGUGCAAUGUAGCAGAGUCUCUCAUCGUUCCGGUCAGAAUGGGGAUCGCCCGGCCCACGGCACCCUUCACCCUGGCCAGCACCAGCAUAGACGCCAUGCAGGGGAGCGAAGAGCUGUUCUCAGUGGAGCCACUGCCACCACGCCCGUCACCUGACCAGUCCAGCAGCUCCAACCAGUCCCAGUCGUCCUACAUCAUCCGGAAUCCACAGCAGCGGCGCAUCAGCCAGUCGCAGCCCGUCAGGGGCAGGGACGAAGAGCAGGAUGAUAUCGUUUCUGCGGAUGUGGAAGAGGUUGAAGUGGUGGAGGGCGUGGCUGGAGAAGAGGAUCAUCAUGAGGAGCAGGAGGAGCACGGGGAAGAAAAUGCCGAGGCAGAGGGACAGCACGACGAGCACGACGAGGACGGCAGUGACAUGGAGCUUGAUUUGUUAGCAGCGGCAGAAACGGAGAGUGACAGUGAAAGCAACCACAGCAACCAAGACAAUGCGAGUGGGCGCAGAAGCGUGGUCACGGCGGCCACUGCAGGCUCGGAGGCAGGAGCGAGCAGUGUUCCUGCCUUUUUUUCCGAAGAUGACUCUCAAUCAAAUGACUCGAGUGAUUCGGACAGCAGCAGCAGCCAGAGUGACGACAUAGAGCAGGAGACCUUCAUGCUGGACGAGCCGCUGGAAAGGACCACAAGCAGCUCCCACGCCAAUGGGGCCGCGCAGGCCCCCCGCUCCAUGCAAUGGGCUGUGCGCAACACGCAGCACCAGCGUGCAGCCAGCGCGGCUCCAUCCAGCACCUCCACACCCGCAGCGAGUUCAGCAGGGUUGAUCUAUAUUGACCCCUCUAACUUGCGCCGCAGCGGGACUAUCAGCACAAGUGCUGCUGCAGCGGCAGCUGCUUUGGAAGCCAGCAAUGCCAGCAGCUACCUGACAUCCGCGAGCAGCUUAGCCAGGGCCUACAGCAUUGUCAUCCGACAGAUCUCAGACCUCAUGGGCCUUAUCCCCAAGUACAACCAUCUGGUGUACUCUCAGAUUCCAGCCGCUGUGAAGCUGACCUACCAGGAUGCAGUGAACCUGCAGAACUAUGUAGAAGAAAAGCUUAUUCCCACUUGGAACUGGAUGGUCAGUAUUAUGGAUUCUACUGAAGCUCAAUUACGUUAUGGUUCUGCAUUAGCAUCUGCUGGUGAUCCAGGACAUCCAAAUCACCCUCUUCACGCUUCUCAGAACUCAGCGCGAAGAGAGAGGAUGACUGCACGGGAGGAAGCUAGUUUGCGAACCCUUGAAGGCAGACGACGUGCCACAUUGCUAAGUGCCCGGCAGGGAAUGAUGUCUGCUCGGGGAGAUUUCCUAAAUUAUGCUCUUUCUUUAAUGCGGUCUCAUAAUGAUGAGCAUUCUGACGUCCUUCCAGUUCUGGAUGUCUGCUCACUGAAGCAUGUGGCCUAUGUUUUCCAAGCCCUUAUAUACUGGAUUAAAGCAAUGAACCAGCAGACAACUCUGGACACUCCUCAGCUGGAACGUAAGAGGACUCGAGAACUUUUGGAACUGGGUAUUGAUAAUGAAGAUUCAGAACACGAAAAUGAUGAUGACACCAAUCAAAGUGCUGCUUUGAAUGAUAAGGACGAUGACUCUCUUCCCGCAGAAACUGGACAAAACCACCCAUUUUUCCGACGUUCGGACUCCAUGACGUUUCUGGGGUGCAUCCCCCCAAACCCCUUCGAAGUGCCUCUGGCCGAAGCCAUCCCCUUGGCUGAUCAGCCCCAUCUGUUGCAGCCAAACGCUCGAAAGGAGGAUCUCUUUGGGCGCCCAAGUCAGGGUCUUUAUUCCUCAUCUGCCAGUACCGGGAAGUGCUUGAUGGAGGUCACAAUGGACAGAAACUGCCUCGAGGUUCUUCCAACUAAAAUGUCUUAUGCUGCCAAUCUGAAAAAUGUAAUGAACAUGCAAAAUCGGCAAAAAAAAGAAGGAGAAGAACAGCAUGUGCUGGCAGAAGCAGCUGAGAGCUCCAAACCAGGGCCUUCUGCUCGUGACCUUGCUGCUCAGCUGAAGAGCAGUUUGCUGGCAGAGAUAGGCCUCACCGAAAGCGAGGGGCCCCCGCUCACAUCCUUCAGGCCACAGUGUAGCUUCAUGGGCAUGGUCAUCUCCCAUGACAUGCUGCUGGGACGCUGGCGCCUGUCUUUAGAACUGUUUGGCAGAGUGUUCAUGGAAGAUGUUGGAGCAGAACCUGGAUCAAUCCUAACCGAAUUGGGUGGUUUUGAGGUAAAAGAAUCAAAAUUCCGUAGAGAAAUGGAAAAACUGAGAAACCAGCAGUCAAGAGAUUUAUCACUAGAGGUAAAGGUUGACCGGGACCGAGACCUGCUCAUUCAGCAGACCAUGAGGCAGCUUAACAACCAUUUCGGCAGGAGAUGCGCGACAACGCCAAUGGCUGUGCACAGAGUGAAAGUCACGUUUAAGGACGAGCCAGGAGAGGGCAGUGGUGUAGCGCGAAGUUUUUAUACAGCCAUUGCACAAGCAUUUUUGUCAAACGAAAAAUUGCCAAAUCUAGAUUGUAUCCAAAAUGCCAACAAAGGCACCCACACGAGUUUAAUGCAGAGAUUAAGGAACAGAGGAGAGCGAGAUCGGGAAAGGGAGAGAGAAAGGGAGAUGAGAAGGAGCAGUGGCUUGCGAACAGGUUCUCGGAGAGACCGAGAUAGAGACUUUAGAAGGCAGCUUUCCAUCGACACCAGACCCUUCAGACCUGCCUCCGAGGGGAACCCUAGUGACGACCCCGACCCUCUGCCAGCACAUCGGCAGGCACUUGGAGAGAGGCUGUAUCCCCGCGUGCAAGCCAUGCAGCCAGCAUUUGCAAGUAAAAUCACUGGCAUGCUGUUGGAAUUGUCUCCCGCUCAGCUGCUGCUUCUGCUCGCAAGUGAAGAUUCUCUGAGAGCAAGAGUGGACGAGGCCAUGGAGCUCAUCAUUGCACACGGACGGGAAAAUGGAGCAGAUAGUAUCUUGGAUCUUGGAUUAUUAGACUCCUCAGAAAAGGUACAGGAGAACCGAAAGCGUCACGGCUCUAGUCGAAGCGUAGUAGAUAUGGACUUAGAUGACACAGAUGAUGGUGAUGAUAAUGCCCCUUUAUUUUACCAACCUGGAAAAAGAGGAUUUUAUACUCCAAGACCUGGAAAAAACACAGAAGCAAGGUUGAAUUGUUUCAGAAACAUUGGCAGGAUUCUUGGACUGUGUCUGUUGCAGAAUGAACUGUGUCCUAUCACAUUGAAUAGACAUGUCAUUAAAGUGUUGCUUGGUAGAAAAGUCAAUUGGCAUGAUUUUGCUUUUUUCGACCCUGUAAUGUAUGAGAGCUUGCGGCAGCUCAUCCUUGCUUCCCAGAGUUCAGAUGCGGAUGCUGUUUUUGCGGCGAUGGAUCUGGCAUUUGCAAUUGACCUGUGCAAAGAAGAGGGAGGAGGACAGGUUGAGCUCAUUCCUAAUGGUGUUAAUAUCCCGGUCACACCCCAGAAUGUGUAUGAAUACGUGCGGAAAUAUGCAGAGCACAGAAUGCUGGUGGUUGCGGAACAGCCGUUGCAUGCAAUGAGGAAAGGUCUACUAGAUGUACUUCCAAAAAAUUCAUUAGAAGAUUUAACAGCAGAAGAUUUUAGGCUUUUGGUAAAUGGUUGUGGUGAAGUUAACGUGCAAAUGCUGAUCAGCUUCACAUCUUUCAAUGAUGAAUCAGGAGAAAAUGCAGAAAAGCUCUUGCAGUUCAAGCGCUGGUUUUGGUCAAUUGUAGAGAAGAUGAGCAUGACAGAACGACAAGAUCUGGUUUACUUUUGGACAUCAAGCCCGUCAUUGCCGGCAAGUGAAGAAGGCUUCCAGCCCAUGCCAUCAAUCACAAUAAGACCUCCAGAUGACCAACAUCUUCCUACUGCAAACACUUGCAUUUCUCGACUUUACGUCCCACUCUAUUCCUCUAAACAGAUUCUCAAACAGAAAUUGCUACUUGCCAUUAAGACCAAGAAUUUUGGUUUUGUGUAGAGUAUAAAGUGUGUAAUGCUGUGUAAUAUUACUAGCUAAUUUUGUAGAUUUUUUUCCCAUUUGUCUAUAAAAAUUUACAGAAGUUAAAUGCUGUCAUACCCCCUGGUGAUACCUUAAAGAGAUUAAAUGCAAACAUUCCUUGCUGAGUUCAUAGCUUACAGGCCUGAGGAGCACUAGCAACAUUUGGUUAAAACUGUUUGCUAGGCACCAACUUCUGGGUCUAACCCCAGCCAAAGAGGACAGCAGAACAACAUGAUUUACACUGUGAUUUAUCUUUUUGCUGAGGGGAAAAAAUGUAAAAUGUUCUGAAAAUUCACUGCUGCCUUUGUGGAAAGUGUUUCAGCAGAGGUUCUUGUAUAGAGGGUUAGGGAAUUUCAAAAUAAAAAAUUACGUAUGUUCUGUGUUUUCAUUUUAACUUCUUUAUGUGUUUAAUUUGUGGUUGGCUGCAGUUGUAUAUCAUGUAUAUGGGACUUGUCAAAAGUUCUUGGCACUCAGAUCUCAGAGCUGAGGUCACUUUUACCUACACAGACCACUUCUGUUGCGUUUAUUUCAGCUGCAUCGAGCUCUAGGAUACUAAGUGAUGUCACCCGUGUUCUGCGUGUAACGUGUUCACUUGGGCGAGGGUGCUCCUUUGUGCAUACGACGGGGCCGGUACAGUGCUUUCCCCACCUCCUCCUCGCUGUGUCCCUGGGUCAGUGCAGUCAGCAGGUGGCUGCCGUUCUCAGCCCCAACAGACAUUUGUACCGAGGGAGCCUUCAGUUAUGUAAACAGCCUGGGCACUUUCUGAUAACUGUAAAAUGUUUUAUAAGAUCAUAAUUAUUGAAAAUACAUUUUGGAAAAAUUUAAAUGUUCAUGAGCAGCUUAACUACUUUUGUAUCUAACCUUUUUUAAGUAUCUUGUUACAUUUACUU
Molecule: messenger RNA, 9356 nt
Organism: Heterocephalus glaber (naked mole-rat)
Lineage: Eukaryota; Metazoa; Chordata; Mammalia; Rodentia; Bathyergidae
Gene: Ubr5
Product: ubiquitin protein ligase E3 component n-recognin 5
Biological process (GO): positive regulation of canonical Wnt signaling pathway; protein polyubiquitination
Cellular component (GO): nucleus; cytoplasm
Molecular function (GO): RNA binding; ubiquitin-ubiquitin ligase activity; ubiquitin binding
Source: RefSeq, a predicted model, not a curated record